Molecule: messenger RNA, 3023 nt
Organism: Dermatophagoides farinae (American house dust mite)
Lineage: Eukaryota; Metazoa; Arthropoda; Arachnida; Sarcoptiformes; Pyroglyphidae
Source: RefSeq, a predicted model, not a curated record
GAUGACAAUGAAUACAUAUCAUCAUGAUGAUGUUGAUAAAAACAUGGCAUAAAUGCAUUUGAAAAUUUCUUCUUUCAAAUGUUUGCAGAAUAUUCGAUUGAUGUAUAUAAAAGGAUUUGAAUAAGAAAACGACUAUUAAUCAAGGUAUGUUUAAAAAAAAUAAUCAAAUUUGAAAUUCUCAAAUAAAUUAUCUUCAAGCACUACUUGUUUGAUAAUGUUUAAAUCAAUAAUAUCGAUGAAAGAUUUAUAUGUUUACAAAAAAUUUCAUUGUUGAUAUGCAUCAAUGAUCAUUGGAUAUGAUGAAUUUUUUUUCCAACUAAAAUCGAUAAUGGUUUUAUGAUAGUUACGAGGGUGAAGAUAUAUAAUUAUUAAAACAUAUACAUGGAUUGAUGAUGAUGAUGAUGAUUUAGUAGAAAACACUAUUCGAUGAAUUGAUUUGUCAGGAUAUUAUCCAAUUUCAUAAAUUUAUUCAUUUUUUCAUCGAAAAUGUCGUCGUUUUCAAAUUUUCAAUAAAUCAUUUGAGAAUUCUAAAACGAAAUAUUUCUCUUCGAUUAUUUAAUGUUGAUUUCGCAUACAAUUUUGAUUGAUAAUCUGAUAAGAUUACUUCAAAAAUUUUGUUUUCGUUGUUGUUAUUAUUUUGUGUGAUAUAAACAAGAACGAAAAAAAAAAUUUCAUGCUAAACAACUAUGUGGUCUGAGAAAUUUGACGGUAAAAGCCGAUUUUUCCAGGCGGAAAAGUUUUCUCGUAAAUUUGAGAAUAGUUCGACAAAUGAUUCGAAUUUUUCGUUAAAAUUGCGCUAAAAUGAUGGCCGAUCAAAAAUCAUCUCUUCGUUUAAUCAACAAAUUAGAUAAUGAUCUUGUCAAGAAAAUAUGUGCCGGUGAAGCUAUUCACAGACCAUUGAAUGUUGUAAAAGAAUUGAUUGAAAAUAGUCUAGAUGCUGGCUCCACAAUGAUAACAGUUACAUUGAAAGAUGGUGGAUUGGAUCAAAUACAAAUUCAAGAUAAUGGUUGUGGUAUUAAUAAAGAAGACCUUAAGAUUGUUUGUGAUCGAUUUACGACAUCAAAACUCAAAAGUCUUGAUGAUUUCAAUUCUUUAUCCACUUUCGGAUUUCGUGGUGAAGCACUAGCUUCGAUUGCUGUUGCUGCUCAAGUUACCAUUAUAAGCAAAACAGCCGACUCAAUUUGUGCAUACAAAGCCGAAUAUGUUGAUGGUCAUCUGAAAAAUUCAUCAGCCCCCAUUGUUCCAAUUGCAGCCAAUGAUGGUACAAUGAUUCAAGUGGAUAACCUGUUCUACAAUAUGCCAACUAGAAAAGCUGCACUUUCAUCAGAAAAUCAAGAAUAUAAUUUCGUACAAGAUUUAAUUGUCAGAUAUUCACUAAUAUUUUCUGGUAAAUGUGGAUUCAUUUUUAAAAAAUAUAAUGAAAACAGCCAUGUUGUCAAUACAAAAUCAUCGGCCACUCUUUUUCAAAAUAUUGACCAAAUAUUUGGAAAGAAAAUUUCCUCAAAUCUCCUGUCGUUUGAUAUUGAAAAUGAAAAACUUGAGUUCAAAAUCCAUGGUUAUUUUACCAAACAAAAUAUCAGUCUAAAACAAUUCACAUUUAUUUUGGCCAUCAACUCAAGAUUAGUUGAAUGUGAAACGUUGAAAAAAUCGAUUAAAGAUUUGUACAAAGAAUUUUUAAUGACCGAUGGCCAUCCAUUUGUGAUUAUAUGGAUUGAAAUCAAUCCGAAAAAUAUUGAUGUCAAUAUACAUCCGAACAAAAAUGAAGUCUGUUUUCUUCAUGAUGAUGAAAUUAUUUCGAAAAUUAUCGAAUUUAUUCGUGAAAAAUUGGAAAAUAAACUAGAUAAUGAUAUGAUCAAGAAUACAUCUAGUACAAAUAUGGACAUUUCAUUUAUAAGAAAUCAGACCAAUGAUAAGAAACCAAUAGACAAUGAAAAUUCGGCUGGUACUUCGAAAAUUUCCACUUUGAAACUCAAAUUAUCUGAUGCAGCAAAACAGACAAAUUCUCCAUCACAAACGAUCGAUAAUUACCAAAAAUCCUCUCAAACGCUACCAGUCGAUGAAAAAUGCGAAGAUGUCCCAGUAAAAGAAAUCGAAACACUACCACGACCGGCAUCAAAACCAAAAUCGUCCAAUCCAAACCGAAUAUGUCGAAUUGAUUCUACGAUUCAGCGUAUUCAAAGUUAUUUACAACAAGAAGUUUCAGAACUAGGCCCACGACGACGACGACGAAUCGAACUAACGAGCCUAGACAAAUUGAUGAAGGAUCUAAGCUCGACGAUCGAUCUGAACCUAGUCGAAAUGUUAAACGAAUCGAUAUAUGUUGGUUGUCUUGACGAAAAUUUCUUACUUAUUCAACAUGAACUCGAUUUGAUAAUGUUGAAUAUGCCAAAAUUGAAUCGUGAAUUAUUCUAUCAAAUUUAUUUGAUGGGAUUCGGUAAUUUUGAUUAUUUUCGUUUUAAACAACCUUUAUCAAUUCGAACAUUGUUAUCUACAUAUUUCGAAGUGAAUGCACCUGACAUGGACCCCGAUGUUUCUACAGCCACCAUUGAAACAAUGGUAAAAACAAUCGUUUGUAAAAAAGAAAUGCUCGAUGAUUAUUUCUCAAUAAGAAUCAACAAGGAUGAUGCCACCAUUGAAUCGUUGCCCGUAAUGAUUGCGAAGUAUGAGCCAAAUUAUAUCUACCUACCUGAAUUUAUUCAUGGAUUGGCUACGAAUAUCGAUUGGAAUCAUGAAAAAGAAUGCUUCGGAACAUUAGGCCAGGAAUUGGCUAAAUUCUAUAGUUAUGCUCCAUCAAUAUCAAAUACAAACGAUGCUGAAUUUCGUGUAUGGUCUGAUCUUGUCGAAACUCAAAUCUAUCCUAGAUAUAAAAAAUUACUAUCACCAACUAAUCAAUUAUCUGACGGUGCAAUUUAUGUCAUAGCCAAUGUCACUGAACUUUAUAAAGUUUUCGAACGAUGUUGAAAUAAUAACAAGAUUUAUUUAUUUAUUCAUUUAUUUGAUUAAAAUAUGAUUAUAUCGAGAAA